Phoenix dactylifera (date palm) is the source of this 1296-nucleotide messenger RNA. NCBI's taxonomy places the organism in Eukaryota, Viridiplantae, Streptophyta, Magnoliopsida, Arecales, Arecaceae. The record is from RefSeq and is a predicted model, not a curated record.
AAAGAAAUAAUAGAAAAAGAGCUCCUGUAUAAAGAUCCUCAUUGGUGCGCAAUCCGAUUGUAUACCACCACUGAUAAACACCGGAAUAAGCGAUAUUCACUGGGCCGAGGUAUUUCCGUGAGUCCUCGAAAUGGGAUGACGGAAAAAAUUUUUGUCCAAACACUAAUUGGUCGUGUAUUAGCAGACAAUAUAUAUAUGGGUCUACGAUGCAUUGCCGCUCGAAAUCAAGAUAUUGGGAUUGGACUUGUCAAUCGAUUCAUAACCUUUCGGGCACAACCAAUAUAUAUUCGAACCCCCUUUACUUGCAAGAGUGCAUCUUGGAUCUGUCAAUUAUGUUAUGGUCGGAGUCCCACUCACGGCGACCUGGUCGAAUUGGGAGAAGCCGUAGGUAUUAUUGCGGGUCAAUCAAUUGGGGAACCAGGGACUCAACUAACAUUAAGAACUUUUCAUACCGGUGGAGUAUUCACAGGUGAUACUGCCGAACAUGUACGAGCUCCUUCUAAUGGAAAAAUAAAAUUCAAUGAGGAUUUGGUUUAUCCCACACGUACCCGUCAUGGGCAUCCUGCUUUUCUAUGUUCUAUAGACUUGUAUGUAACUAUUGAGACUCGGGAUAUUAUCCAUAAUGUGAAUAUUCCACCAAAAAGUUUGAUUUUAGUUCAAAAUGAUCAAUAUGUAGAAUCAGAACAAGUAAUUGCUGAGAUUCGUGCCGGAACGUCUACUUUUCGUUUUAAAGAGAAGGUACGAAAACAUAUUUAUUCUGAAUCAGAGGGAGAAAUGCACUGGAGUACCGAUGUCCACCAUGCAUCUGAAUAUAUACAUGGUAAUGUUCAUCUAUUACCAAAAACAAGUCAUUUAUGGAUAUUAGCAGGAGGUCCGCGCGGAUCCAGUAUAGUGUCUUUUUCGCUCCACAAAGAUCAAGAUCAAACAAAUGUUCAUUCUUUUUCUUUUGAAGAAAGAUAUAUCUUUGACCUCUCAAUGACUAAUCAUCGAGUAAGACAUAAAUUGUUGGAUACUUCUGGUAAAAAAGAUAGGGAAAUUCUUGACUAUUCAAGACCUGAUCGAAUCAUAUCCAAUGGUCAUUGGAAUUUCAUAUAUCCUUCUAUUCUCCAAGAAAAUUCUGAUUUCUUGGCGAAAAAACGAAGAAAUAGAUUCAUUAUCCCAUUACAAUAUGAUCAAGAACGAGAUAAAGAACUAAUGCCCUGUUUUGGUAUUUCGAUUGAAAUACCCAUAAAUGGUCCCAUAUGGCUCGUCAAUAAUAAAUACUUAGAAUUUAAUUCUAAGAUUUAUAAAUUCUAA